Chara braunii is the source of this 2786-nucleotide messenger RNA. The record is from the annotation of a GenBank genome assembly. NCBI's taxonomy places the organism in Eukaryota, Viridiplantae, Streptophyta, Charophyceae, Charales, Characeae.
GCGGGCUGUAGGCCAACUUUAUUUUGGAAAGUGACGGACGUGAUAGGGUGAACGCAACCACUCGACUAGGAACGGCCGGGAGAAGGAUUAACCGCGACACCAUUAUGGAGGAGGUUGCCGGAAGCUCGGAACCCCAGGUAGAGCCUGAGGCCGAGGAACCAGAGAAAGUCUAUAGGAAGCCUAGGGAAGAGGAGCUUGCAGACAAAGUUAUCGCCGCUAAGAAGAAGUUUCGGUAUCAAAUCCCGAUUUUAACCUUGCCUGAGCUCGACGACACUAUUAGCAAGUUACUAGAAACCAUGGUGUCGGUGUCUUUUCAGACCAUGCUGCAGGCUAGCCCUAGGUUGCUCAAAGGGCUCAGACAACUAUUGACUCGGAGGCGAGUAGAAAUAGGCGACAACCCCGAAUUACCAGAAGGGGAGAGGGAGGAGGAAGCUCCGCAAGAAGUGGCUAACCUUCAGAGGAGUCACGGGGACUUGGAGGAUCUCGAAAAGACCUUUGCAGACAUUCGUUUGAGCUUGCCCGACCGAAAGGGCGAUGAAGUCAUGAGAUCACCACCCGGAACGAAGCUUAGCUUUCAUGCGCUACCCGUAGGGAAAUUGAAAACCCAGAUCGGGAGUCAUCACACCGACGCAUUAGUAGACGGAGGAGCAGAAAUCACUCUCAUAAGGAGACAUUUCGCAGUGAUCACGGGAUGUACGGUAAACAAGGAAGUAACAGGGAGCAUCCGGGGAGCUGGCGGGGAAAUCCCGUUCGCUGGCUAUCCCAUGCCCCGCGUGGAUGAGCUGUUUGACCAUCUGGCAGGCAACCGCUUCUUCACGAAGAUCGAUCUUCGUAGCGGUUACCACCAGAUCCUCGUUGCCGCAGAGGACCAGCCGAAGACCACCUUUCGGUCGCGCUUCGGCCACUACGAGUUCACGGUGAUGCCAUUCGGCCUCACCAAUGCACCCGCCACCUUCCAGACGGCGAUGAACGACAUCUUCAAGGACAUCCUUGAAGAAUACGUUGUCGUAUACCUGGACGACAUCCUGGUCUACAGUCGUACCUUAGAGGACCAUAUCAGACACCUCCGCGAUGUCUUACAGCGCUUACGCAAGCAUGGCUUCUAUGCCAAGCUCAGUAAGUGCCGCUUUGCCCACCGCAAAGUGGACUUCCUAGGACACCAUGUGCCUGACCAGGGUCUCCACAUGGACGACGCGAAGAUCACUGCUAUUGCAGAGUGGCCCGUCCCCACAUCUGCCAAGCAGCUUCGCAGCUUUCUAGGCCUCACCAGCUACUACAGUAAUUUUAUCCAGGGAUACGCUAGGUUUUCCUACGUCCUUACCUCCACCCUCCUCCGGAAGAACCCGCCGUGGUUUUGGACACCCCUCUGCGAGGACGCCUUCCUCGCCCUCAAGAAGGUGGUGACUUGUGCGCCGGUUCUUCGCCUUCCCGAUUUUGAUCGACCCUUUAUCGUCACCACCGAUGCGUCAGAUUUUGCAGUAGGAGCUGUCCUUUCUCAGGUAGGAACAAUGAAGGCGAGGUGGUUUCCCUGCUUCGAGAACUUGUCAAUGACAGAAGGGGAGAAAGAUAGAAGACGUACAGAAGAAGACCGUCUUCAGAAGGAGGAACAUGCACGAGUCAGCAGGGAACUGGAGAAGCAACGCCUUGAGAAAGAAGAAGCUCGUCAAGCUGAGAAGGAGGCUAGGAUGGCUAGAACGAUCAACGCAAAGAUGGAGGAGUUGGAUAAGCAACAUCAGGCUCGGACAGAAGAAGAAAACAAGAAGAUCCAGAAGGAGAUUGAAAGAGUGGUGGGUGAACCGAAGCGAAGAAUGGGUAAGGAAGUUGUCUCAGACUGUGGCGACAAUCGGAAGAGAUCUCAAGAGGAGAUUGAAGGAUCGCCUCCGAUCGUUCCAGCACAGGGUAAAGCUCGUGUAGCUGAACAACCUAAGCCAAGUGCCCCGCAAGUAUCUGGACUUGAUGGCGGUCUACUAUUGAUGGAGAUCGAUAAUGUGCAGCGAGCUCAAGAUUAUCAGUUUGGCCUACUUAGACGCAUGAUGGAGAUCGUAGAAAAGUUGGGAUCGUCCCUCAAAACUGGAACUACCUCUCACGAUACCCACUCCAAUGCUGAUCCUGGUCCCUCAGCACCUACUGCUUUUCCAGUUCGCGCUCAGCCCCCUCCUCCUUCACCCCCGCCCCCGCCUCCUCCUCCUCCCCCUCCUCCUCCUCCCCCUCCUGCUACUCGUUCCUCAUCUAACCCUCCUCCUCCACCCCCUCCACCUCCUCCACCUUACCCCAAGAAGAAGGCUCCUGGCUCUACUGAACCUGGUACUUCCCGUGGGAGGGUGCAGGAGAAGACUCCCGCUGGAAAUCGGUUUUCGGCUCGAUUGGUGGAUAUGUUUGCCUCUGUAGCUGGUAAUGCAACGCGACGGCACUCUGUCUCUCCAGCACGGCGCACCAAUGAAGAUGAGCCCUUGGGUUUUGACCGUAUCAACCCAGGGAAGAAGGCAGUCGUUGCUUCCUGCGGCAAAGAUGGUCGUGCCAAGUAUAUCGAAGAUCUAAAGAAGGAACUCAUUACCAAGUCGAAGUACAAGCUUGAGUCCCUCUGUAAGGCGGAUCACAUCAAGUAUUUCAAUAAGAAACAAGCUUCAACUAAUUUGGCCGAAAUCAGAGCUCGGGAUGCGUAUGGGGAGGAAUCUGAAGAUGAGGGACUUGAAAACAUUGUAGCUGACACGCAGGAGGAGAAUCCCUCCUGAUGAUCUAUAGAUUUGGCCUAUCUCUGAGAACUCUUGCGUAUAACUCUUCAUGAC